AUGACUAUCCGGGUCAAUUCCUCCACCUUCACCCCCGAGGUGUUGAUUUCUGCACCUCGGAGAUCAGCAGCAACACCAAAUGCAGAUGGUAAACUGGCAUUGUAUACUGUCUCGACGUAUUCUUUUCAAUCUCACUCAAAGACUGCCAAAAUCAAUGUGUUGAAUAUAGGUACUGGGGUAAGUUCGACCCUGAGCGAUAAUGCGAAUGAUAGUGAGCCAGUGUGGCUGGGGUGGAAGAACGAGGUGAUAUGGUUGAGAGCUGGAGAGAAGGGAGUGACACAUUUAGUAUUGGCCGAUGCAGAUGAUUUACAAAGGAAGCCCAAAAUCAUCACGACUUUCGACGGUGGCAUCUCAAACGUGAAACUUACAGCUCUUACUUCGGAUGUUGUAGCUAUAGCUGUUUCUGGCUUGGCAACUCCAUCCGGCAAUUUAUAUAAUUCUGAAACAGCUAAAAAGCCUCUGUCAACAGCUAAAACAUACUCAAAGCUGUUUGUGAGAGAAUGGGAUGCAUGGGUUACGGAAAACAAGAAUGCCAUCUGGUAUGCAACGAUUACAAAAAGCAAGGAAUUUGGAGAUGUUAAAGUCUCUGGAUUGGUGAAUGCUUUGACGGGUCAUAAAAUAUCUCUUGAGUCUCCAGUACCACCAUUUGGAGGAACAGGAGAUUUCGAUAUAAGUAAAAACGGCAUAGUCUUCGUUGCCAAGGAUCCCAAGAUUGACCCAGCCAACUAUACGAAGACCGAUCUAUACUACAUUCCUCUGAAGACAUUCACAGAGUCAGAGGCUCCAACGCCCCUGUUGGUCGAGACUGGUAACCUGAAAGGCUAUAGUCAAGGGCCUGUGUGGUCGCCAGACGCUAAGUCUGUGAUUUUCACAAGAAUGAAGAGUAUUCAGUACGAAAGUGACAAGACGAGACUUUUGUUGGUACCUGACAUUACUGACCUCACCAAUGUCCAAGAAUUCUUCGAAACAGAGGACGGCAAGGGUGGAUGGGACUUGAAACCCGAAGAUGUCACAUUCAGUAACGACGGAACCCAGAUCUACGUAACAGCAGAAGAAAAUGGCCGAGUAAAGCUUUUCAAGCUGCCAGCUUCUCCACGCCAUGCUACUAAGUUACCCGAAGCUCUGACUAACAGCGGAACUAUUACGGAGAAGCAUGUUCUCCCAAGUGGUGAAAUAUUUAUCAGUGGGAGUUCUUUAAUUGACAACAGCGUCUAUUCGAUUAUAGACCCAUCCAAACCCUCAGAAAAAAUCACAGUUUCAUCCAGCUCAGAUGAUGGAAAAGCCUUCGGACUUUCACAAAAGCAGGUUGAUGAGUUCUGGUAUACAGGAGCUGGAGAUUACAAAGUUCACGCUUGGGUAUUCCGACCAUCGAACUUCGAUGAAAACAAGAAAUAUCCUCUUGCGUAUCUCAUUCAUGGCGGACCGCAAGGUGCUUGGAACGAAGGAUGGAGCACACGAUGGAACCCCGCGGUCUUUGCCGAACAAGGUUAUGUUGUAGUGACCCCGAACCCAACAGGAAGCACUGGCUAUGGCAUGGCGUUGCAAGAUGGCAUCAAAGGUCAAUGGGGUGGACGGCCAUAUAUAGACCUUGUCAAGGGAUUCGAGUAUAUCGAAGAGAACCUAUCCUACGUCGAUACCGACCGUGCUGUAGCUUGUGGCGCCAGUUACGGUGGAUACAUGGUAAACUGGAUCCAGGGUCACGAUUUAGGCCGAAAAUUUAAAGCUCUCGUAACCCACGACGGUGUCUUCUCAACUCUGAACCAAUACACAUCCGACGAACUAUUCUUCCCCCAUCACGAUUUCGAAGGUACAAUCUGGGACAACCCUGAAGGAUACGCAAAAUGGAAUCCUGCCAGCCACGUCGCUAAUUGGGCAACUCCUCAUCUAAUCAUCCAUAACGAUUUGGACUAUCGAUUACCCAUUUCAGAGGGACUUGCUCCGUUUAACGUGUUGCAAACACGUGGAGUAGAAAGUAGAUUCUUGACGUUCCCAGAUGAAAACCAUUGGGUCUUGAAACCCGAAAAUUCAAGAGUCUGGCAUAAAGAGGUUUUCGACUGGAUCAACAAAUACAGUGGUAUUACCAAGGAGAAUGAAGAGUUGCGAAAGAGCAUUGAGAAAUUGAGUGUAAAUUAG
Molecule: messenger RNA, 2133 nt
Organism: Botrytis byssoidea
Lineage: Eukaryota; Fungi; Ascomycota; Leotiomycetes; Helotiales; Sclerotiniaceae
Exons: 7
Coding region: 1-2133 (710 amino acids)
Biological process (GO): proteolysis
Molecular function (GO): serine-type endopeptidase activity
Source: RefSeq, a predicted model, not a curated record